AUGGCGGCUGUCAGCCCGUCCGUGUCGGCACGGUCGCACACGAGCAGCGUGUUGAGUAAGACCGACUCAGAACACAAGGACGAUGCCGCCGCCGCGACCCCCGGGGAGGUGCUGGUCAAGCGGGAGCCGGUCGUCCCCCUCACGUCCCCGGUGUGCGGGCUGCAGCCGCUCCGCUGGUCGCAGGACCACCGCCUGGCCGCCUGCACCGCCGGCUCGCUGGCCGUCAUGGAGCUGCAGGUGGACGGAGACAAGCAGGACCUGCGGCUCGCCAGGACCUCCAUCCCCGUCCCGAGUCAAGCAUAUAAAGUGCUGGUGGGACCAUCAGCAGAACUAUCUCAAGCCAUGAACACAUUCACAACGCAUCCAGACAUCAAAAUAAGGCAAGUUUUCCUGGCUGACCAGCUGAUCCACCGGUCCGUAGGCAUGCACAAAGGAAUCAAGUAUGCCAGUUGGUCCCCAAUAGGUUGCGACUCUAUCGGACGCUGUCUGCUUGCGUGCCUAACACUUGAAGACAGACUAACCAUUCAUAACAGCCACAAGCCUCUCGACUGGAACAUGCUUGUCGAUCUUACCAAAAAGUACGGCGAGAGGCUAACGGAGCGAGGCUACGCCAGAAAAGAUGGCAAGCGGCCAAAGGCAAACUUGCUGGACUUUGAUGAGCUGCAACGGCGUUUCCGUAUGCAGUCGCCCUUGAGAAUGGAGUGGUCAAGUAUUUACUCCAUCAGUCAAGUUCAGCCAGACAACUCGAUUGUGGACGUGGAGAUGGUCCUCCUUGCGGUUUUAAUGGAUAACGGGGACAUUGUUUUAUGGAAGUUUGAAUUGCCUUUUACAAAUGGGGAAGACGUGAUGUUUUAUGAUCUUAUUGAAUCAAGUGUGAACAGACCCACUGACUUGGCUUGGUGGGAAUAUAGAAAGGCAGCUCGUCAAAUGAGUGGCCUGAUCAUCGGCAGUGAGGAGGGACCUGUUAAGAUCAUGCCUGUCAGUCUGACAGGAGUGAAGGGCUACUUUACCCUCAAACACCCCAUCAUCCUGUGGAAAGAGUGCGACGGGAUUCCCGUUGAAAACAUCAGAUGCGUUUCACUGAUCCAUCCCAUCCAUAAAACUCCCUGCAGCCUCAUCGUGGCCUCUCGGGGCUGCUAUGUCUUUUGGUGUUUGCUCCUGAUUUCAUCAGCUGGACUAAACGUCCAAAAUGCUCACAUAACAGGGCUGCAUUCACUUCCCGUGGUCUCCGUCGCAGUCAGCCAGCAUGACGCUACAGUCUACACAUGUUCCAUGGACGGGUGGAUUAAGAAGCUGACACCACAGUUUAAUGAGAACUUGAUUUUUAAUCAGGAGGACAUUCAACUACCUGAGAGCCUCUCGGGGAGGAGGUUUCACGGGAUUGCUGUGAGCCACAAUGGAGCAUAUAUUGCCCUUGUUAGCACGCAAGGUAUUGUUGAUGGCUUUCACCCGACUAACAGGACUUACCAGGUUCACUUUGUGACUCUUAAAACAGCAGAAACUGCAGCAGCGCUGCUUAUGAAGUCCACCACCCAGAGCUUGUAUAAAAUGGCUGACCUACUUGACUUGGUGAGGUGGAACGUUCUGAAGCACAAAUGCAUCCCCAAGCUGGACGAACUCAAUAAGAAAAUUCAGCAAGAGGACUCUCCCUACCUCUGGCGGCUCAAGCUCUUUCUGCUGCGUAUACUCCAACAGUCACUACAGGCUCCUCAGACAGAUGACAUCUGGAGACCUAACCAUUUAGACACCAACGUUCUUCUAAUGAAUGAGGGAGAGAACAAGGCUCUUCUAAUGAAUGAGGGAGAGUGUGGCAAAGAUAAUGAAGCCGCUGAAAGAGAGGAACGCUGGUGGGAGUGUAAUGGAAUCCACCUGGGGAAUGAGAAAAGUGAAGACGAGGAGAUUGCUAUGGUGCGGGCUGAGGUCAGGACUGCAGAGACCCACCUGGUGAGGGAAAAUAUGAAGAAAGUCUUGGGGAUGGUGUACCUCAACACCUGGAUCGGUGAGAACACCAGCGUACCUACAUGUGGCCUGAUGGAUUAUCUUUCCAAAGAUGCCAGUGAUAAAGCAGCAGAGGUCUUGAUCAACCACGUGAGGAAUAAGACGAACAAGCAGACGUUCCCCGAGCGCUGCAGCCUCUGUCAGGCCGUGUUGCCCUUCACAGACCACACAAAAGCCACCUGUGAAAAAGGACACACGUGGCUCAGGUGUGGGUUAUCAUACCAGGCCUGCCAGACCCUGACGUUCAGACGGUGCCUCUUGUUGGAUACCAUUGCCAGACUGCCAGAACCUGAGGAUCCAGAGUGGAUAAAGAAGAUUCUGCAGGCGCCCUGCAUCUUCUGUGACUCGCCGAUGAUCUAAACAUACGGAGAAACCUCCAGACAUCCCUGCGCCCCUCAGAACUCCCUUUUCCUGACACAGGAUUCACAACAAGAGUUCUGAAUUUUAAGUAGUUUUUUUUUUUUUAAUAAAGGAGUUUUUAAUUGAGCUUUUAUUAUGUUAUUUUUUACUAAGAUUUUUUUUUUUUUUUACCAGUGUCUUUUAACAUUAAAUAAAAAGCUUUGAUAUCUG
Molecule: messenger RNA, 2568 nt
Organism: Cololabis saira (Pacific saury)
Lineage: Eukaryota; Metazoa; Chordata; Actinopteri; Beloniformes; Belonidae
Gene: gtf3c4
Product: general transcription factor IIIC, polypeptide 4
Exons: 5
Coding region: 1-2358 (785 amino acids)
Biological process (GO): transcription initiation at RNA polymerase III promoter
Cellular component (GO): transcription factor TFIIIC complex
Molecular function (GO): histone acetyltransferase activity; protein binding
Source: RefSeq, a predicted model, not a curated record